CGUCAGCCCUCAAAAUCAAAAACUACUGGGAAACUUGAGUCACAUCAUCUUUUGGAUUCUGGACGGCAGAACUGGUAUGAGGAUCUGACUCACACUGACUUUCUCUUCCACAUCCCAUCUUUAAUGCAUUUAAUAAACCACAUAACUGAGCGGAUAAACUUGGCAAUGGCAUACAACAAAUUGUUUAUCGUUGUCCUACUUUUUCUUUUUGACCUGGCCGUGGCACUCACAGAGAGCACUGUGUCUUGCUACAAGAUUGAGCCAGGGACAAUAGCAGGCAUCAUCUGUGCAGAUUUGUUGCUGACCCUCAUCAUUGUCAUUGUCACUUACCGAUGUGCCAGCUUUCGACGUCAGAAGAUAGAUAAUGCUGACAAAGUGUAUAUGAAUGUCCGGGCCAACUGCAAGAGCUAAUCUAAAGAUGGUGUGAUACACUGUGAAAUCAUGUGAAUUGUUUGAGGUCCUAUUUUUUCAUGUUGUAAAAGAGGGAUUUGUUAAAUGUCUGCUUAGUAAUAGUUCAUUGCACAUACAAUAAACACAGUCAUACCUCUUAUGUGACAAAAAAGUAUUUUAGUAUUACAUACAAUGCAUUGGAUCUACAACAGUUUUAGUGUCCUAUAUAAAAGCUUCAGAGCACUUUAUUAAGAGUCUUUAAUAUUUACUCACAGUGUGCUUGUGCUCUUCAGCCAUGUACAUUAUUAUUAUAGUUAUUUUACAAAACCUAUAAAUAAGAGGUGUGUCAGACUCUUAACAGAAACUUAAAUCAAACUUACCAAUCUGAAUGCUUUCAAGUUUCUUAAAAUGGUGGAACUGUAACUACCCCGUACAGCACCCCCUUCAGUUAACUUUUGGUAGCAAAAUAUAUAUACUGAAACUUGUAACAGGACCUCAAGAUUGUUUUACAUACAUGUUUUACUAUUUGAAAAACCACUGAGUUGGCAAUGUAUAAAGAAAAAUGUUGAUAAAAUUGAAUUUUCAGCUUUAGCACAUUAAUAAAAUAAGUCUGUCCAUGUCA
This is a messenger RNA of Micropterus dolomieu (smallmouth bass), 1012 nucleotides long. It is a transcript of the gene hcst, whose product is annotated as hematopoietic cell signal transducer. The coding region runs from base 124 to 411 and encodes 95 amino acids. Lineage: Eukaryota; Metazoa; Chordata; Actinopteri; Centrarchiformes; Centrarchidae. Gene Ontology annotation, cellular component: membrane. The transcript is spliced from 5 exons. Gene Ontology annotation, biological process: positive regulation of phosphatidylinositol 3-kinase/protein kinase B signal transduction; regulation of immune response. Gene Ontology annotation, molecular function: phosphatidylinositol 3-kinase binding; signaling receptor binding. The record is from RefSeq and is a predicted model, not a curated record.